AUGGAGCACAGCUUUGUGCAUGAUGUCAGCAUGUCCUCAAUCCAAUCAGAUGCCAAAGAUCCCAGCUUUGUUGUUCCGAGUUCAACUUCCACUUCAACUCCAACUUCAGAGGAAAAUGAGGAAAUAGGAACAUGGCAGGAAAAGAAAUGGUUGGUCAACCAGUCCAGGCUGAUGCAGCUGUUUGAAACCUGCCAUCAGUGUGGAGGGGGGAUAAUGGAACCAAGCAUCUCGUCUGCUGGGAGCCUCAUAAGGAUAAAAUGGGACUGCCAAAAUGGACAUAGUGGGCUGUGGAGUUCGUGUCCUGACGUUCGUGGGAUGCCAGAGAACAAUCUUCUUGUUGCGGCAUCUACACUUUUCACUGGUGCCACAUACACAACCAUUGCUGAUUGGGCUGAGCUGCUCAACAUCCAGCUGCCGAAGAAAUCUACAUUUUAUUCAAUCCAGUCAUCAUAUCUCAUCCCUGUCACUGACAUCAAGUACAAUGAGCAACACAAGGCCAUCAUGGAACGUCUGCUUCAGACACAAUAUGUGGUGAAAGAAGGAGUGCAUGUGUCGGGAGAUGGGAGGUCAGACAGCCCAGGCUUCUCUGCCAAAUACAACACCUACAGCUUCAUGGAGGACACAACCAAAGAGAUCAUCCUCUUUGAGUUAGUGCAGGUGACCGAGACAUCCAGCUCUACAGCUAUGGAGCCAGUGGGGUUUCGGAGAGGGCUGGAUUAUCUCCUGGAGGAAGGUGUGGAGGUGGAGGUGGUGACCACCAACAGAUCACCAUCUAUAAGGAAGAUAAUGCGGGAGGAUUACCCAGAUAUUCAUCAUGAGUUUGACAUCUGGCACGUUGUCAAGGGGCUCAUGAAGAAAUUACUGGCAGUGUCCAACCGAAAGGACAACCGUGACCUUCAGCCUUGGAUCAAAUCCAUUUGCAACCACUUGUGGUAUGCUUGUGCAUCUUGUGGAGGUGACCCAGAGGAUUUGAUAAAAAAGUGGCAGUCGCUACUUUAUCACAUUUGUGGUGUGCACCGUUGGGAGGAGGAUGGAGAAGAGAAGACAUGCCAGCAUGCUGACCUCAGUCCAGAGCAACAGAGAAGAAAGAGGUGGAUAAAGAAAGACUCCCCUGCCUUCAAAAUCCUAUCAUCCAUUGCCCUGGACAAGGGUAUCAUCAAGGACCUGAGGCACAUGGCUCUCUUCAAACAUACAGGCAAGCUUGAGGUGUUCCAUGCAUCGCUACUCAAGUACACAGAGAAGAGACUUCAUUUCCACGACUCUUCCAUGAGAGCUCGCACACAGCUUGCCAUAAUGGACCACAAUGAAAAUGUUCAGCGUGAACAGGCCACCACAGCUUCCGGGCGUCCAAGAUUCAAUGUGGUUUUCCCCAAAGCAACAAAAGAUUGGGUUGCCAGAAAGAUCUACCUGCCUACAACCCAGACCUUUCGGAAAAAUCUGGUGGUCGAAGCUCUCCAGCGACGCCGGGACUCUUCUGUCAAGUUCAAGGACCCCACAUCCCUCCAGCCCAGCCCUAACCCAGCCCAGCAAAAACUCAGCCCAGUCCAGCCCAAAGCCCAGCACAGUCCAGAAGAGCCCCACCCAGCCCUAACCCUGCCCAGUCCAGAAUAG
Epinephelus moara (kelp grouper) is the source of this 1611-nucleotide messenger RNA. RefSeq lists its product as uncharacterized. NCBI's taxonomy places the organism in Eukaryota, Metazoa, Chordata, Actinopteri, Perciformes, Serranidae. The transcript is spliced from 8 exons. The record is from RefSeq and is a predicted model, not a curated record. The coding region runs from base 1 to 1611 and encodes 536 amino acids.